Pelobates fuscus (common spadefoot toad) is the source of this 2100-nucleotide messenger RNA. RefSeq names its product transmembrane protein 201 (gene TMEM201). Bases 122 to 2065 code for a protein of 647 amino acids. Gene Ontology annotation, cellular component: nuclear inner membrane. Lineage: Eukaryota; Metazoa; Chordata; Amphibia; Anura; Pelobatidae. The transcript is spliced from 11 exons. Gene Ontology annotation, biological process: nuclear migration along microtubule. The record is from RefSeq and is a predicted model, not a curated record. Gene Ontology annotation, molecular function: lamin binding; actin filament binding.
GCUGCUGAUUGGCGGGGGGCUGCAAGCUGCGCUCUGAUUGGCCGAGCACGGCCGCGAGCGGAGAAGCUGUGUGUUCGCUCCGUUCGGAUCUCCUGUCAGAGCGAUCGAGCUGCCGGGAAGCAUGGAAGUCGGGAUCUCUCUACCCUGGGCUGGCCUGGCCGCCGUCGCCGCUACCGGAGUCACCGGAGCUUUCAUUUAUAACUUUGGCCUAAAACGUCCUAGUCACGUGAAGGUCAACUGCUGGUUUUGCAAUCAGGACACUUUUGUGCCUUAUGGUAACAGAAACUGCUGGGAUUGCCCCAGCUGUGAACAGUACAAUGGCUUCAAGGAGAAUGGAGACUACAACAAGCCCAUUCCUGCCCAGCACCAUGAACAUCUGAAUCAUGUAGUGUCUGGAGGAAGCCACCUACCUGAUGUCAUUAAACCCCAACAGUGGGUAAACUGCCAGACUCUGCUUUGCAAAAAAUGCAAUGUCAACCAAAACACCAUAAUUAAGCAACUGGCAUCUUUUGUACCAAGAGAUGAUAACCGAUACGAUGAGGAAAUUGAGGUAUAUAAACAUCACUUGGAGCAGACAUACAAACUGUGCCGCCCAUGCCAGGCUGCCGUAGAAUGCUACAUCAAACACCAGAACCGGCAGCUGAGAGCUCAUAUGCUGAACCAGCAUCUGAAACACAGGGAAACAGAUAAAUACCAUAUUAAGAGUUUUGGACCUUCCAUAUCCUGCCAAGUUCCAAUGCAUAUCCUCAUACUUCGUUUAUUCACCUUCUUAAGUUGCCUAUUCCUGCUGUGGCUGAAUGUCUUUGGUCCUGGCGACCUGUUCAUCUUCUCCACGGAAAACACAAAUAUUUCUGAAGAACCAAUUAAAAGUCCAUUGUUGACUUUUUCAUCUGAUGACAAACUUAAUGGCUUCUGGAUGGCAAUAUUGAAAACUGCUAAAAUACUGAAUGAGGCAUGGUGCUAUGGCCAGACUCACCCGAUGGAAGUGGCGUUACUUGGAACAUGUGCCUCUGUUUUGGCUUUUGUCUCAGCCGGUCCAAUCAGGCUGCGCCGAAUUGAUGCUCUUGCCACAUUUCUGUGGAUGAUGGUCGCCUCUGUCUACGUAAUCCAGCGAUAUCUUCUGACUGAAUUUCCCACCCUGGACUCUGCUCGUCUUGGCGUCACGUCCUUGUGCUGUCUGGCCUGCUGCAUAUCUUCUAUGACAACAUACAAGGUUCACAAGAAAAAACAGCUGAGAAGGAUUGUUUCCAAAGAGUCAAAUUGUGAUUCGUUUGUCGGAACUGUUCCAAUCAACCCUGGAGUUGUGCCUGCUUCUACUCCCAUUUUAUUUACCCCACCUGAGCUGCUACUGCAGUUGAUGAAAAAGCAGAAGUAUGAAUCCCAACUGAAGGACACCACUUCCUCGCUGCAUGGUCGUCUGAGCAAAGCCCUCUCUCUGGGCACUAUUCCUUCACUUUCCCGUACAGAUUCAGGGUACCUGUUCAGCGGAAGUCGCCCACCAUCCGUAGCCUCUACCUACAAGGGUCAGGAAUCUGCUGGUUCAGAUUACUACUCCCUUCUGUCAGGUAGUCGUGCAUCCACUCCUCUUCCUUCCCCUACCCCUUCUAUUGCCGGCUCUGCUAUCUCCAGCUCGGGGUCCAUGUACCAUCGAAGACCAUUGAUAAGUCCUGCCCGACUGAACCUUCAUGGGCAAAAGCUUGGACUAUCGCAUACAUCACUGAAUGGAAAUCUAACUCGGAACAGCAGUGAGGAUUCUUCUUGCUACCCUGACAGCACACUCUGCCUUUUGGAGAUCCCACAAUUUGUGACCAAACAUUACUCCAAUGCGAGGAUCCCACCAACAGCUUACAGUGUGUCAAACAACACAGCACUUUACAAAGAGGAGAACUCCUCACAAUCCUCUACAUGCCCAGUGGACACGACGACUGGAUUCAUGGACUCCCCAAAGAUCCGGCAAGGUUUCUGUGGAAUCGGCCUCAUUCAUGGAUUUUUUGUCAUCAGCCUCACCCUUAAUCUCCUCUUCCUGUCUUUCUACCUUCACCCCUUAGUUAUCUCUUUAGUUUAAAGUAGAAAGAUAUAGAAUAAAAUUUUAAAACCUCA